Aureococcus anophagefferens is the source of this 441-nucleotide messenger RNA. RefSeq names its product expressed protein. The coding region runs from base 1 to 441 and encodes 146 amino acids. NCBI's taxonomy places the organism in Eukaryota, Pelagophyceae, Pelagomonadales, Pelagomonadaceae. The record is from RefSeq and is a predicted model, not a curated record. The transcript has a single exon.
AUGAAGUUCUUCGCCGGCGAGGUCGUGGACUACGACGACAAGAAAAAGUGGUUCCGCGUGCUCUACGAAGACGACGACGAAGAGGACAUGAACGAGACGGAGCUGCUGCGCAUCCUCGUCGCCGACGCGCGCCCGCCGCCGGCCUACCCGCAGCACGCGCUCCUGCCGCGCGACAGCGACGCCGGCGCGCCCGCGGCCGACGGCGACGACGCGCGGCGCCUCGGCGCGCUCGAGGUGCUGCCCGCCGACGCCGCCGGCGCGCCCGCGGUCGACGACCCGCCGUCGCCCGACGGCUCCAACGCCUCCAACGAGACCUGGACGCCGAACGAGAAGUACAUCGGCUCCCACGAGUCGCUCGCGGCCAUCGGCAUCGUCAUCGACGGCGAGACGCAGGUCGGCUACGUCGUCGCCUACUCGCCGCGCGAGGGCGAGGACCUCUAG